AUGUUCUCCUCCGAGGAUCUCUGGAACUCCACAGAGCAGCUGUGGAUCAACAGCUCCGACCUGAACUCCACUCUGGACAGAGAUAGGGACGACGACGAAGGGGAGCAGCACCCCUUCCUCACCGACGCCUGGCUGGUCCCCCUCUUCUUCUCCCUCAUCAUGCUGGUUGGACUGGUGGGAAACUCUCUGGUCAUCUAUGUCAUUUCCAAACACAGGCAGAUGAGGACUGCAACCAACUUCUACAUCGCAAACCUGGCUGCCACUGACAUCAUUUUCUUGGUGUGCUGUGUCCCCUUCACUGCUACCCUCUAUCCUCUCCCCGGAUGGAUCUUUGGUGACUUCAUGUGCAAAUUUGUUGCCUUUCUACAGCAGGUGACGGUGCAGGCCACCUGCAUCACUCUGACGGCCAUGAGUGGGGACCGCUGCUACGUCACCGUCUACCCUCUCAAAUCCCUCCGCCAUCGCACCCCGAGAGUCGCCAUGAUUGUCAGCAUCUGCAUUUGGAUAGGCUCCUUCAUCCUGUCCACUCCUAUUUUCAUGUACCAGCGUAUUGAGGAGGGAUACUGGUACGGACCACGGCAGUACUGCAUGGAGAGAUUCCCCUCCAAGACCCACGAGAGGGCCUUCAUCCUCUACCAGUUCAUAGCUGCCUACCUGCUGCCUGUUCUCACCAUCUCCUUCUGCUACACCCUGAUGGUGAAGCGGGUGGGUCAGCCGACUGUCGAGCCUGUGGACAACAACUGCCAGGUCAACCUGCUCUCUGAGAGGACGAUCAGUAUCCGGAGCAAAGUGUCCAAGAUGGUGGUCGUGAUCGUCCUUCUCUUCACCGUCUGCUGGGGUCCCAUCCAGUUCUUUGUCCUCUUCCAGUCCUUCUACCCAAACUAUCGGCCCAACUACGCCACCUACAAGAUCAAGACAUGGGCCAACUGCAUGUCCUACGCCAACUCCUCCGUCAACCCCAUCGUCUACGGUUUCAUGGGAGCCAGCUUCCAAAAGUCCUUCAAGAAGACUUUCCCCUUCCUGUUCAAGCACAAGGUCAGAGACAGCAGCAUGGCCUCGCGGACCGCCAACGCUGAGAUCAAGUUUGUUGCUGCAGCGGAAGGCAACGAUAACAACGGUGGGAACUGA
Molecule: messenger RNA, 1128 nt
Organism: Myripristis murdjan (pinecone soldierfish)
Lineage: Eukaryota; Metazoa; Chordata; Actinopteri; Holocentriformes; Holocentridae
Gene: kiss1ra
Product: KISS1 receptor a
Exons: 5
Coding region: 1-1128 (375 amino acids)
Biological process (GO): G protein-coupled receptor signaling pathway
Cellular component (GO): plasma membrane
Molecular function (GO): G protein-coupled receptor activity
Source: RefSeq, a predicted model, not a curated record